This is a messenger RNA of Pogona vitticeps (central bearded dragon), 3718 nucleotides long. RefSeq names its product mediator complex subunit 24 (gene MED24). The record is from RefSeq and is a predicted model, not a curated record. Lineage: Eukaryota; Metazoa; Chordata; Lepidosauria; Squamata; Agamidae. Gene Ontology annotation, molecular function: transcription coregulator activity. Gene Ontology annotation, biological process: positive regulation of transcription initiation by RNA polymerase II. Gene Ontology annotation, cellular component: mediator complex.
CCUAACCAAUCCGGGCGAGGAUCUUUGUAAGGUGCGAAGAUGGCGGAGCCCAGGAACUAAGAAGUGUUCUGUAUUUCUUUGUACAGGGACAGGAGUUGGACAGGGAAAUGAUGAAAGUGGUCAACCUCAAACAGGCCCUCCUCCAGGCUUGGAAGGAAAGGUGGACAGAUUACCAAUGGGCUAUAAAUAUGAAGAAGUUCUUCCCCAAGGGGACUACGUGGGACAUCCUGAAUCUAGCAGAAGCACUUCUUGAGCAAGCCAUGAUGGGCCCAUCACCAAACCCACUGUUUCUGUCCUACCUGAAAUAUGCCAUCAGCUCUCAGAUGGUGUCCUAUUCUACUGUUCUGAUGGCCAUCAGCAAGUUUGAUGAUUUUUCCCGAAAUCUCUGUGUCCAGAUGUUGCUCGAAAUUAUGGAUAUGUUUUGUGACCGGCUCAGCUGCCAUGGCAAGGCAGAAGAAUGCAUAGGCCUCUGCCGUGCCCUGAUGAAUGUCCUCAAUUGGAUGCUGCGCUGUGCUGCUUUCUAUGUGGAGAAAAUGAAGGAGCCACUGGAGCAGGGCGCCACUGAGAACCAGCUCAAGAUGUGUCUGGACCGACUAGUGAAGAUCAUAGGCAGCACCAAGAACCGGGCCCUGAUUCAUAUUGCCAGGCUGGAAGAGACAUCUUCCUGGAGCGCAGUUGAACAGUCCCUUGGCAAGCUGGGAGACAAUUUGGGACACAUUGGUAACAACCAGCUGCGGAACCAAGCAGAGGAGUGUAUCAGCCUUGUCAAAAGCAUCCCCACUAUGCUGUCUGUGCAUUCAGAGCAGCUGAACAAAACUGGCUUCCCUACCAUCCAUGCUGUAGUGCUGCUGGAGGGGACCAUGAACCUGACUGGAGAGCCACAACCUCUGGUGGAGCAGCUGAUGAUGGUUAAAAGAAUGCAGCAUAUCCCAUCCCAACUUUUCAUUCUGGAAAUCUGGAAAGCCUGUUUUGUGGGGCUCAUUGAGUCUCCUGAAGGGACAGAGGAGCUGAAAUGGACAGCUUUCACUUUCCUUAAGAUUCCACAAGUUCUGGUGAAACUGAAAAAAUAUCCACAAGGAGAAAAGGAUUUUACAGACGAUGUGAAUUGUGCCUUUGAGUUCCUCUUGAAGCUGACACCACUGCUGGACAAAGCUGAUCAACGAUGCAACUGUGACUGCACAAGCCUCCUCCUCCAGGAAUGUAGCAAGCAGGGUCUGCUGUCUGAAGCUAACAUGAACAACCUUGUAGCCAAACGGACCGCUGAUCGAGAACAUGCACCACGCUUAAAAUCUGCUGAAAAUGCCAACAUUCAGCCUAACCCAGGUCUUAUCCUACGAGCUGAGCCCACUGUCACCAAUAUCCUAAAAACAAUGGAUUCAGAUCACUCGAAAUCUCCAGAAGGAUUGCUGGGUGUCUUGGGACAUAUGCUGUCUGGGAAGAGUUUGGAUUUAUUGUUGGCAGCAGCAGCAGCUACAGGAAAGCUGAAGUCUUUUGCACGGAAAUUUAUCAAGCUCAAUGAAUUUACCAAGCACAUCACUGGCGAAGGAUCCAAAGCAGCUUCAGUCAGAGCACUUCUCUUCGACAUCUCCUUCCUCAUGCUGUGUCAUGUCGCCCAGACCUACGGCUCUGAGGUGAUUCUUUCAGAAGCUGGCCCCCCUGGAGAAGUGCCCUUCUUUGAGAUUUGGAUGCAAAACUGCAUGCCAGAAGAAGGGAAGAUUCUCAACCCUGACCACCCUUGCUUCCGGCCAGAUUCCACCAAGGUGGAGUCGCUAGUUGCUUUGCUCAACAAUUCCUCUGAAAUGAAGUUGGUGCAGAUGAAAUGGCAUGAAGCAUGUAUGAGCAUCUCUGCUGCCAUCUUGGAGAUCCUGAAUGCCUGGGAGAAUGGCGUUCUCACCUUUGACUCAGUUCAGAAAAUCACAGAUAACAUUAAAGGGAAAGUGUGCAGCAUGGCUGUGUGUGCCGUGGCCUGGCUCGUGGCCCAUGUCCGCAUGCUGGGGUUGGAUGAGCGAGAGAAGUCCCUGCAGAUGAUCCGGCAGUUAGGGACUCCCUUAUAUGGGGAAAAUACCCUACAGUUCUACAGUGAGAGAGUGUUGAUCAUGAGUUCAAUUCUUGAGCAUAUGUGUGCUGACGUUGUGCAGCAGACAGCUGCACAGAUCAAAUUCCCAGCAACAGGAGUCGACCCCAUGCCCUACUGGAACCUCCUUCCACCCAAGAAGCCCAUCAAAGAAGUGCUGAUGGGUGUCUUCUCCAAGGUGCUGGAGAAAGGCUGGGUGGAUAGCCGCUCCAUCCAUAUCUUCGACACCCUUCUGCACAUGGGAGGAGUCUACUGGUUCUGCAACAACCUUGUUAAGGAGCUCCUGAAAGAAACAAGGAAAGAGCAUGCAAUACGAGCUGUGGAGUUGCUGUACUCCAUUUUCUGCUUGGACAUGCAACAGCUGACGCUCACCCUGCUGGGACACAUCCUGCCCAGUCUGCUCACAGACUCCUCCAAGUGGCAUAUGCUAAUGGAUCCACCUGGCAAGGCCCUCGCCAAGUUGUCUGUGUGGUGUGCCUCUAGUUCCUACUCCUCCCACAACAAGGGACAGAUGUCUGCCUGGCAGCGCAAGAGACACCGAGAAGAUAUCGAGGAUUACAUCAGUCUCUUUCCACUGGAUGAUACCCAGCCGUCUAAACUCAUGCGCCUUCUUAGUUCCAAUGAGGAAGAUACUAGUAUCCUGUCCAGCCCCACAGACCGCACAAUGAGCAGUUCACUGUCUGCCUCACAACUCCACACAGUCAGCAUGAGAGACCCCCUCAACAGAGUCCUAGCCAACCUCUUCUUGCUGAUCUCCUCCAUCUUGGGAGCCAAGACGGCGGGACCACACACCCAGUUUGUCCAAUGGUUCAUGGAAGAGUGUGUGGACUGUUUGGAGCAGGGAAGCCGUGGCACCAUUCUACAGUUCAUGCCCUUCACUAUGGUUUCGGAGUUGGUGAAAGCAUCUACCAUGUCUAGCCCCAAAAUUGUGUUGGCUAUCACAGACCUCAGCUUGCCCCUGGGACGUCGAGUGGCUGCUAAAGCCAUUGCUGCUUUGUGAGCAUCCCACACCUAUAAACAUGUUCUAACUUAUAGGCUGGUGAAUCCUGAGAAUAAAAUCAGAGAGGUAGGACAACGGAGAGAAGCUGUGUUUAUAGAUGCUGCGUGCCUUCCUUGCAUGUAUGCAGCCUACAGAGGCAGGCAUGGCAGCAAGAAAAAGAGAGAAGAUGAGAGGAGUGUGAGUUGACCUCCAGCUCAUUGUGACAGUGCUGUAAUGGCAGACUUGGACCCAAAAUGGUUGCCAACCUUCAGCAAUUAUUGAUCGUGGUUUUCUCGAACAUCACCAUUUUUCACCAUUGCACCAAGGACAAUAUCUGAAUAUGAUUGUUAAUUAUUUUUCUUUUUGCUUUAUUGUUUUCUCAUUAACUGGAUGAAACUUAUAUGCCUUGUUACAAGUCUCUAAAGUAUCAUGAUUUAACUGAUAAGCUUAGUAGUAGUUUCAAAGAAAAGUUGUACAAACCAUUUUGAAAAGUUACAAUCCAAAUACCAUAUUUCAUAUCAGAUUAUUUUCAUGAAGAAACUGAGUUUCACACAGUGAACAUGAGAAUUUAAUUAUGCCUUUUGUGUACAUAGGUUUAUAUUGGGUUUUUUUAUUUUUGUGAAUAAUGUUUUAUAAAUAAUGAAAAAUAAAAUUUCUUUGUCCUC